Molecule: messenger RNA, 5338 nt
Organism: Bombus terrestris (buff-tailed bumblebee)
Lineage: Eukaryota; Metazoa; Arthropoda; Insecta; Hymenoptera; Apidae
Gene: Scm
Product: polycomb protein Scm
Exons: 8
Coding region: 350-2521 (723 amino acids)
Biological process (GO): regulation of DNA-templated transcription
Cellular component (GO): nucleus
Molecular function (GO): protein binding; zinc ion binding
Source: RefSeq, a predicted model, not a curated record
UUACCUUUUUAUCUACGGAUUGCGCGGCCAAAUCAAAGCAAUAUGGCGGCUUGACAUAAUAACUUUUGAUACGGAAUAUAUUAUUUUGAUUGUAACGAAAUAAUCAUCACAGAAUCCGAUUAAAUUUUGAUUUAUGUGAAGGUGUAUGAGAAACUAUCUGGUGGUACAUAGGCUUGACCGUAACCUAUUUGCUAGUAGAAUAUAAGUGUAAUUUUUUUCUGUUUAAAACUAGAUGUGCUUCCAAGAUUUAUUUUAUUAAUGGAUGCAAAGAUGUCCUUAAUUAUUAAAUUAAAGUAGUAAUGUUAUGCAAUAAGUUAUAGUAUCAAAUACUGUUUUUCUAUGAAGAAUUAUGUCGUCUACACAAACCAAAAUGCGAGGUCCUGGAAGACCACCAAAAUCAAAAAACUCCUGUACAUGGUGCGGGGAAACCAAGCAGCCUUUAAAAUAUGUUCUUCCAACGCAACAUGGAAAGAAAGAAUUCUGUUCAGAAACUUGUUUAUCAGAAUUUCGCAAGGCUUAUAUACGAGGUGCUUGCGUUCAAUGCGACAAUGUUAUUAGAGGUACACCAGUGAGAUUAGAGCAAAAAGAUGGGCCUACAAAAGACUUUUGCUCUCCAUUUUGUUUAAAUAAACAUCAAAAGAAGGAAGGACAAACAGAUAUAAAGAAAAAUAAUAGGGACCAGUCAUCUCCUGCACCAUCCCUUGCACCAUCGGGAUUAAUAAGUGGAAAUAAUAUUCCUUCUACAACUCAAUCAUUUACAAAUACAAGCCAUACAAAUAUAUCUCACUCCCCAUCAACCUCUACUGGUCCAUUUCAGUAUGAAACGUAUCAAACUUUUGAUUGGGAUCUUUACUUAAAAGAAACAAACAGCCAAGCUGCACCUAUAGAAUGUUUCAAACAGCAUGAGAUUCCAUCAACUAAUGAAUUCAAAAUGGGUAUGAAAUUAGAGGCUCUUGAUCCUCGUAAUUUAACAUCAACAUGUAUUGCGACUGUAGUUGGAGUUCUUGGUCCUCGUCUUAGACUUAGGUUGGAUGGUUCAGAUAAUAAAAAUGAUUUUUGGCGUUUAGUUGACAGUAAUGAAAUUAAUCCAAUUGGUCAUUGCGAAAAAUCUGGUGGCAUGUUGCAACCACCAUUGGGCUUCCGAAUGAAUGCUUCCAGUUGGCCAAUGUUUCUUCUGAAAACAUUGAAUGGUGCUGAAAUGGCACCUGCAAAAGUAUUUAAACGCGAGCCAAAAACUCCGCGUUCUAAUAUGUUUGAAAUUGGACAUAAAUUGGAAGCCAUAGAUAAAAAGAAUCCACAACUUAUUUGCACAGCAACUGUUGGUGCAGUUAAGGAAGACAUGAUUCAUAUUACAUUUGAUGGCUGGCGGGGAGCGUUUGAUUAUUGGUGUCGUUUUGACUCUAGAGAUAUCUUCCCUGCUGGGUGGUGUUUUAAAAGUGGUCAUCCAUUACAACCACCUAGACAGAAAUCGACAGGGCCUAAUAGAUUUAAGUCUAGGACAAGUAACAUCUUACCAGUAAUGGCAGUGUCUGGUGGAGGCACUAAUGGAGAACCAGCUGUUGCUUUAGUGAGUCCUGCUGGUUCAAGUGCUCCACCACAACCAGCCACAGAACCUGAUACUAGUACAGCUAAUACCAAACCACAUUCUUUAGAGAAUGUUACAAUUUAUGUAAAUCAUAAUUGCACAUGUGGUCCCUAUUUUGAUCCUCGUAAAGUAAAGGCAAUGCCAGCACAAUUUGGUACUGGCCCUAUACUAAAUGUUACAAGAGAUAUAUUUCAAGCUUUCUUGAUGGCAGCAAUGAGUCCAAGACAGAUGUUGAGUCUGUUAAAACGUGGCGAAGGAGAAACUAUAAGCUUAAUUUUAGAGAGUAAACCUACUUCUGUUAGGUUACCUAUAUUUAUGGAAGAAGAAGAUUUUUAUAUAUACAUUAGGCGACAACUUGAGGAUCUUUGUGCAUGUGAACAUAUGUUAUUUAGAAGGAAAGAACCCUGCAACAAAUGUCCAAAUACUCAACAACCACAAUCCACCAAUAGCGAAGAAGCAGUUAAUACUGCUACAGCUACAACUAAUAGUACUACUGCGGCAGAAAAACGAAGGUGGUCUCCAAGUCAGCAAAACCUGUCGUCAACUAUCCCACAGCAGCAAACACAACAAAAUUCUGUACAAAGUAUAAACAAUUCAUCAUUAUCCUCACCAACAGCUACAAAACAACCACGAAAAUCUGUUCCAGAGCUUGAAGCUGCAACAUCCACUACCCAAUCUGAAACUUCCACAAAUCGCACACCUUCUAUUGAACCAGCAGAAUGGACUAUUGAAGAUGUAAUACAUUAUAUUGGUGUUACUGAUCCUGCAUUAGGACAGCAUGCGGAUUUAUUCAGGAAACAUGAAAUUGAUGGGAAAGCUUUGUUACUUUUAAAUUCUGAUAUGAUGAUGAAAUAUAUGGGAUUAAAACUUGGACCAGCACUUAAAAUAUGCAAUUUGGUAAAUCGUAUUAAAGGUAGAAGGCAUAUACUUCUAUGACUUUAUCAAACAUCAAACUAUGUACAGUGAGUUAAAUUGACGUAUUACUUAAACUAGCUGGUCAAGUUUGUUUUCAUCAUUGAGAACAAAAUAAUAUAUAUAAGUUGUUAAAAUAAUGUGAAUAUAUUGAGUAUAAUUUUUCAAAACCUUCAUUCAUCGAUUAACAUAGAUUUUAAAUAAAAAAGAAUCAAAGUUUAAUUUUAUUUUAGUAUUUAAAUAUUUUUCUUGCUUUAAAAAUAUGUAAAGUUAUAUUAAUUAUAUGAAUGUAAAAUCUUUUUGAUAAUGAACAAAGUUAAAGAUGUCUAUAGAAGAAUUCUAGAAUCUAAUUAGACUAGUUGAUUCAACUCCAAAUGCUAAAUAAUCAGGUUAAAUAAGAAAGUUAUUUCCUGCAAUAUGUUUGCCUUUUCCAAACUUUAUUGCAAUUUUUAUAUGUUCUCUUGGAAAGAUAACUUUUACUAAGUUAUCUCAAUUUCUUAAGUGAGAACACUCCUUGUGACAUAAAAACAGUGUGAAGUAUAUUUAGUACAACGAUUGUUUUUGCAUUUCUUUUUGGAUAUAAAUUGAGUUUGUUAUAUUAUAUAAAUAUUAGCAUAAUUAUAUGUAAUUAUCUAUGAAAUAUUUCUUAUUUGUUAAUGUAAAAGUAAACUUUCGUGCAUUUUUGUUAAAAAAGAACAUAAGUCAUAAGAAACGCAUGUACAAAAUGUAAUUAUUUUAUGUUUCAUAACACGUAUUUAAGAACGAUUAUAUGUAAUUACUUCUUAUAUGUAGUUACUAUCUGUUUUAUGAUGUACUGUUACAACAAAUAAUAAGGUAUCAUUUUAUACAUGGAAAGGCAAUAUGUUCUACUUUAUAUCUUCUAUAUAAGGCAAAAAAUUUAAAACACAGACUAUCGUAUUUGUUAAAACAUAAUAACAUUUUCUUACAUAUUUUUGGCACUUUGUUGUUAUUUCUUUUUUCUUGUUUUUAAUAGAAAUAAUAUAUAUGUAAUAAAGUACAUUUUUAACAAAUCUAAUUUUAAAUAUAUAAUUCAAAUAAAGUUGAAUUGCCAUGUCAUAUGAGUUUUAGAGAGAACAUACGCUUUUAUACUUUAAAUAUAUGCGUAAAUGUUUAUAUUUUUUAUAAUAACAAUACUUCUACUUUCAUGUAAAAAAGGAUUUCUAGAUAUUAUCUAUUCAUAAUAUAUUUAUUAAUGUAAUUUCAUAAAAAUAUUUUCUAAAAGUGUGAACAGCGUAUAAUUCAUAAGCAGGGGCAUUAUAAGGUAAUUUAUGUAAUUUUUUUUACAGUUCUUUUUGCAGAUACAGUAUUAUAUAUUUGCUUAUUUUCAUUUAUGAUAUUUUAAAAGAUUCUUUUAGUAAUUUGUUAAAGUAUGUUUAUUGCAUAGUGUUAACCCUUUGCGGACACGUGUCGGCAUAUAGCCGCCCAAAUCUGUUCACAGUUUCGAACACUUAUUUUGAAGUGGCUGGCAUACGUCUAUUUUUCUGAGCGAUAAUUUAAUGUGUAUUUAUGUAUGGGUAUAAUAAACUAAACAGUAUUAUGUUUUUUGAUGAAAGAAAAUUAUAGAUCUUUAGAAAUGUUAUCUUCCGUAAACUCGAGAUGUAGGAUGAUGGUCGAGUUAAAACGAAUUUCAAUCUUUCAUUGACAUUUCCAGAUGAAUCAGCAAACUUUUUAUAUGUUUUAUAUAUUUUUUAUAAUACCUUAUACACGAUGCCUAAAAUAUCCAGAAAGAACAUGUUCGAUAGCGAUAGUAGUGAUGACGAGCAUUAUUUUGAACCUAGAUAGAACAAGAUAGAAGACGACGAUAGUGCUUCAGACAAUGGAACGAACUCCGUUUAACAAGGAAUCGGCUCAGACGUUUCAAUAUUUCUAGUAAUAGUGACAAUGAUGAUGAACUAAAUAUUGAUGAAAAUAAUACAAGCCUCGACAAUGAAUAACGCAACAUUCAACGUGUAUAUUUUCUCCACUACGUGCGCCAAUACCUCUCGUCACAGCGACGCUUGCUCGUCGAGCGACCUCAUCCGCAAAGGGUUUAUAAAUAUAAUUUCCAUUUCGAUGUGUACAUAUAAAAAAUUUGAAUGUGUGCAAAAUUAUCUCUGUGAUACAUUGCAUAAUUAUAAUAUUAAAAAUUAGUUAUUAAACAUGUAAAAACUUAAGAAACAGAAUAUUCGAAAAGUUUUGAUUUACAUCUAACAUAUAAUGAAUUUUAAAUUAUAUAAAUCUCUUAUACAUAAAUACAAAACAUAUGUAUAUAAGGAAUAAUGAUAUCAAUAUACAUUCUUAAUUAAAUUUAAUUCAAUAUAAAAAGAAUGGUAUUAGUAAUAAUAAAAUGGCUAUGAAAAAUACCACAAAAUAUCAUAAUAUUGUAAAGUAACAUAACAAGUUAUUCUUUCAUGAGUGAUUAAUCAAAUUAGGUUUGAUAAAUGAUAACUAAAUGGAGUUGGAUCAUAAAUGAAUUUAAUAGUUACUUUCAACGAUGUUACAAUUCCAUGCCUUACUUUUUUGCAACAUAAGAUUCAAAUCAUUAUAAUUUUAAAAAUAUUGCCAUUUUUAUAUAUUAUUACUUUUUUAAAGUUAUAAUUUUAGAAAGGUUUUGUAAUUGCACAGUAGAUAUUCUGAAUAGCAAAGGUAUUUUAGACAUUAUGUCAUAAUAAAAAUUAUAUAAUGAAUUGUUUAAUUAAAAAUAUAAUUAUGUUUGUCUACUCAACUAUUUCUUUAAAGUUGAUUUAUAUCUGAAUUUUAAAUAUUUUCAUAUAAUGAACUUCUCAUAACAUCUCUUUGUCAGUGAUGCUCACGUGAGAGAAUAAAACUGUGUUAAAAAUA